Entrophospora sp. SA101 is the source of this 616-nucleotide messenger RNA. Lineage: Eukaryota; Fungi; Glomeromycota; Glomeromycetes; Entrophosporales; Entrophosporaceae. The record is from the annotation of a GenBank genome assembly.
AUCCGUGCUUAAAGAUUUGAAUUGGUUAAAUCGUGGUAAAUGCUUGGAACUUGGACCAGAAAAAAGAAAAUUAUUUGUUGAACAACUUCAAAAGGAUGUUCAUUUGCUUCAACAUUUAAAUAUUAUGGAUUAUAGUCUCCUUAUAGGAUUACAUUACACAUCACGUGGAAAUAAAGACAGCAUUCGUCAAGAUUUCUUUGUAUUUCAACCUCACAGUGAAAACUCGAUACCGACUCAUAAAAGAGAAAGUAAGGCAUCCAAGUUAAGAAAAUUAGUGGGUCAGGCUGAUCCAGUCAAAUUAGAUCAAUCUACUACAAAAUUAGUUUUAGACGCUAAGAAUGAACGUAAAAAUUGUGUAUUUUAUAUGGAUGAUGGCGGAUUUCGUGCUACCGAUGAACAAAAUAAUCCCACACAAUAUAUUUAUUAUUUGGGUGUUAUUGAUAUUUUAACUCCCUAUAACACUGUUAAAAAAGCUGAGCAUGCUUGGAGAGCUUUAAAUAAUGACAAGAAAAUGAUUUCAGCUGUUAAUCCAGAUUGGUACGGUCAAAGAUUCUUAGAUUUUAUGUUCAAGGCAAUCAAACAUAAUGAUGUAAAAGAAGAAGAGGAAGAAUUAUAG